GUCAGUGUCUGACGACAGAGGCUACUUCCGGGUUUCUUAGUGACGCAGUAAGAUGGCGGCAGCAGCGAUGGAUGUGGACACGCCAAGCGGCGCAAACAGCGGAGCUAGCAAGAAACGUUUCGAAGUGAAGAAGUGGAACGCCGUGGCGUUGUGGGCCUGGGACAUCGUGGUGGAUAACUGUGCGAUCUGUAGGAACCACAUCAUGGACCUCUGUAUAGAGUGCCAGGCCAACCAAGCGUCUGCUACCUCUGAGGAGUGCACCGUCGCCUGGGGAGUCUGCAACCAUGCAUUUCACUUCCACUGUAUCUCUCGCUGGCUGAAGACUCGACAGGUGUGUCCUCUGGACAACAGAGAGUGGGAGUUUCAGAAGUACGGACACUAGCUCCUCUCACCUUCCUCUCCGGGCUCCUGAAGAGCCGACCCUCAGUGUUCCUCUCCUGCUCGUGACCCCUCGUUAUUUUACACCCGUGUCUUUGUUUUGGUAUGUUGUACACAAAUAAACUUGAUUGUUGACACAAA
Molecule: messenger RNA, 519 nt
Organism: Notolabrus celidotus (New Zealand spotty)
Lineage: Eukaryota; Metazoa; Chordata; Actinopteri; Labriformes; Labridae
Gene: rbx1
Product: ring-box 1, E3 ubiquitin protein ligase
Exons: 5
Coding region: 53-382 (109 amino acids)
Biological process (GO): ubiquitin-dependent protein catabolic process; protein ubiquitination
Cellular component (GO): nucleus; cullin-RING ubiquitin ligase complex
Molecular function (GO): ubiquitin protein ligase activity; zinc ion binding; cullin family protein binding
Source: RefSeq, a predicted model, not a curated record